AGAGGCUUGGCGAGCUCACAAGGUGCGUGGCCAGCAAAGCGCAAGGACGCUCGCCUUCUCUCCUCGCCUCUCCUCUCUCGCUGCGCCUUUGGAGAGCUUCGCCUCCUCUUCCUCCCUUUCUCCUUCUCUCCUCUUCUCUUUCUCUCUUUCUCAGACAUGCCCAACUUUGCCGGCACUUGGAAGAUGAAGAGCAGCGAGAAUUUCGACGAGCUGCUCAAAGUCUUGGGGGUCAACGCCAUGCUCCGGAAAGUGGCCGUGGCCGCAGCCUCCAAGCCGCACGUGGAGAUCCGCCAAGACGGGGACCAGUUCUACAUCAAGACCUCCACCACCGUCCGCACCACCGAGAUCAACUUCAAAGUCGGGGAGAGCUUCGAGGAGGAGACGGUGGAUGGGCGGAAAUGUCGGAGUUUACCCACUUGGGAGAAUGAAAACAAGAUCUAUUGCAAACAAACCCUUCUGGACGGAGACGGACCCAAGACGUACUGGACGAGGGAACUGGCGGGCGAUGAGCUCAUUUUGACUUUCGGGGCCGACGCCGUCGUAUGCACGAGAAUUUACGUUAGGGAAUGAAACAAAGGGUUUGCAACCCACAAAGCUCACCCGCCGUUGGGAGACGAAGGGAUUACGAAGCAGAUGUUGUGCGGAGAAAAAUACGGAGAAAAAUAAUGUAAUAACCCUGCAAUAGUAAACAUCCGAAGACGCGUCUCGCAUAUGACCGUAUGUGUCGUCUCCGAUCCCAGCCGACCAGCCCCAAAUCUCAGGCCGUUUCUAUUUACCCCCAAUUUGGGUUAGAAUUGUGUGUAUGUGUGUGUAUGUGUGUGCUUCCUUUCCCCGUCCCCAUCUCCCCUUGUUUAUGACUUAUUUUUGCAUUUGGUAGGUGCAAAUGUGUAUGAUGUCAGUAACCAUUAAAUUUAUUCGGGUAUCAUU
This is a messenger RNA of Anolis carolinensis (green anole), 927 nucleotides long. It is a transcript of the gene crabp1, whose product is annotated as cellular retinoic acid binding protein 1. The record is from RefSeq and is a predicted model, not a curated record. The transcript is spliced from 4 exons. Gene Ontology annotation, cellular component: cytosol; nucleus. Lineage: Eukaryota; Metazoa; Chordata; Lepidosauria; Squamata; Anolidae. Gene Ontology annotation, molecular function: fatty acid binding; retinoic acid binding. The coding region runs from base 157 to 570 and encodes 137 amino acids. Gene Ontology annotation, biological process: fatty acid transport.